Eimeria acervulina is the source of this 2667-nucleotide messenger RNA. RefSeq lists its product as hypothetical. The record is from RefSeq and is a predicted model, not a curated record. Gene Ontology annotation, molecular function: RNA binding. Gene Ontology annotation, biological process: tRNA modification. The transcript has 9 exons. NCBI's taxonomy places the organism in Eukaryota, Apicomplexa, Conoidasida, Eucoccidiorida, Eimeriidae. Bases 1 to 2667 code for a protein of 888 amino acids.
AUGGAUGCCCUUAGGCUGUGGGGCCCCUCGCUUCCCUCUGCUGCCCGAAAUCUCCUUAUUAGGGGCCCCACAAGGGGGCCCCUGACCUGUUUACUUCAUCUGGGGGGCCCCCCGUUGAAGGGGCCCCCCGGCGUCUCUUUAGGGGGGCCCCCAGGGGGCCCUACUCGUAAGGGGGCCCCAAGAGGAUCGGGGCCCCUGUGGGGUCUUUCUGAUGUUGCACAGAACCCUGGGGGCCCCCUCAACAAUGUUAAGGGGCCCCUGUUUAUAUCUUCUCGCUUCCUUAGUCUCAGAGGGAGGCGAGACACGGAGCUGCUGCAGCUGCUGCAGCAGCAGCAGCAGGAAGCAGCAAGACAACUCUCUUCUGGGGCCCUCUGGCACAUUUGGAAUCCUCCGGGGAUCGUCUUCAGCUCCCGCAGGCUCGUAAAAAAACAUAUACCUCCACCAGAGGCCCCUCAGUUUCUUGACUUUGCUUCGGGGGGCCCCCUGUGUCUCUGGCUGCUGGGGCAGGGGACUCGCAGGGGCCCCUCUUUCUUGCUGCAGCUGCUGCAGCAGCAACCCAACUGCAAUUUUGUCGGAGCCACCCAUGACUCACACGUGCUGCAUGCAGUCUUCGCCGAAGCAGCGAGACGCUUUGGUUUCUGCGAGGAGAGCCCGGAGGCGUUUGCUACUUUGCGUUUGCUGCUGAUGCAUCCUCUUCUCGUUCCCUCCUUCUUUCAAGAAGAGAAUUUAUUGGCUGAAACGUGGGUCUAUAUGACUCUCCCCUGCAGCAGCAGCAGCAGCAGCAGCAACAGCAGCAGCAGCAGCAGCAGCAAGAACAACGGCAAAAAGAAAGGCCAACAGCCUCAUCCGCUGCUGAGCCCAGAACUCUUAGCACUGCUUCACCCACGCUGUGCACCUGGAUCCCGGGUAUACUUCUUCUUUGAGGUGCAGCAGCAGCAGCAGCAGCAGCAGCAGCAGCAACAGCAGAUUUUUCGUCAGGUGCGAGACGCAAUAAGACUCCUGCGCCUGAGCGCUAAAGGCCCUCAGAACCCAACUGGGGCCUCUGAGGUUUUAUUUGAUUUCUUAGAUGUAGGGUGCCCUCAGGGGGGCCCCUGGGGGCCCCCCUCAGGGGGCCCCCCCGUUGUAGAGCUGCGGCCUGAUGACUGCUGGCUGCAAGGGAAGGUACUACCCUAUACCGUUGCUUUCGAAGAGGAAAUGGAGGGGCCCCCCGAAGAGGAGGGGGCCCUUUCAGCACCAGCAGCUGCUGCUGCUGCUGCUGCACGUGCUUCUGUAGCUGCUGGUGCACCUGCUGCUGUAGCUGCUGCUGCAGCACCGCUGGAGCUGCGGCUUGCUAGUGGGGCCCACGUGAGAAUUGUCGGGGGGCCCAGGAGAGAGGCACAGAAGGGGGGCCCCCAGAAAUCGCAUGAGGGGCCCCCUACGGCUCCUUUGAGCACGAGGGGGGCCCCCCGUCUCCUGCAGCAAGGCAGUGCAACAGUAUUUUAUGCUGCUCUUUAUUUAGAAGAGUUUAGCCCGGCAGCAACAACUCCCCCAGACAAGGAUGAAAAGGAUAAGCGGGCGAAUGUCACUGCUGUAGAUGUCGCUGAGGGUAUUUCAGCGGAGCUUCAGAGUCUCUCAGAGCAUUCAAAACGUUUUCACGUACACAGCCAGCUCCUUCCGGGAGUUGUGUUUAUUCGAUUUACUCGAGAAGAAGAUAUCCCCUCGGAGAUUUGUCACGGCCUGCUGAAAUGCGCUGUGAACAACCCUGGAAAAUUCUCCUGCAGGCACGCGUCUCGUCUGCUGCCAGUGGAUGUGUGCGCUGCGCCUUCUGCGGAUGCUUUGGCUGCUGCAUGCGCUGACAUUUGCUGCACUUCUUUGUCUUUCUCCUCGGCAGCUAUCAACAGGAAGAACACUAAUAACCCGCAUGCACAAGCAGCAGCACAACCUCCCUCUCAUGCUUCGGAAGCUGCUACUGCUGCUGCUGCUGCUGCUGCUGCAGUAGUUGCAGAAGCUACUUCGGAAGCGGAUGCUCCUGCUGCUGCUGCAACAGCAGCAGCAACAACACCAACAAAGGACGACCAACACGAACAACAAACAGCAGCAGAAGCACAGACAGCAGCAGAAGCACCUGCAGCAACAGAUACAGCAGCGGCAGCUACAGAAGCAGCAGCAGCAGCAGCAAAAGCAACAGCAGCAGCAGCGCCUCCGAAGAGCGAUGCAGAAGAUGCAGAUCCAGCCCAAUCAGCAAAAGAAGAAAACCCUGCAGGAGCUGCAGCAACGACAGCAGCAACAUCAACAGCAGCAGCAGCAACAACAGCAGCAGCAGCAACAGCAGGUACAUAUUCGACACAGGGGCAGCCUAAGGGAGGCUAUAAAACAAUUAAAAAAGAAGAGGUGCUGCAGCUGCUGACAAGCGCUGUAGGGGCUGCCUAUCGCGUAGAUAUUAAUAAUGCACAGCACACCUUUAUUGUUGAGGUUAACCCUUACUUUUUCGGGGUUUCUCUCGUGAAGGAAUUCGGGAAGCUAUUUAGAUAUAAUCUGCACAGGUGCUGCCAUCCAGAAUCAGAAGCAGAGAAAGACAGCAGCAGCAGCAGCAGCAGCAGCAGCAGCAGUAGCAGCAGCAGCAGCAGCAGCAGCAGCAGCAGCGGUGUUAAGAACGGCGAAACAAACGGCGAGAGAGGAGGCACAUAA